Molecule: messenger RNA, 846 nt
Organism: Penicillium brevicompactum
Lineage: Eukaryota; Fungi; Ascomycota; Eurotiomycetes; Eurotiales; Aspergillaceae
Exons: 2
Coding region: 1-846 (281 amino acids)
Source: RefSeq, a predicted model, not a curated record
AUGCGAUCAGGCUUGCAUAAACCCGGCGCACUUCCGCUGCUCGCCUUGGUUGUGUUCUCGCUGCUCACAUUGGUCCCUUCGCUGUCAAGCAUUUAUAACUUGAAGCUCGCGGAUUUUAGCUUCUACUCCGGUGCUGCUCGCCACCUCCCCCUCCUCCAAGAUGGCGUGACCGAACUACCACAAGCACACCCUUUCGAAACUCGCGAGCCGCGACCUCUCGCAGCUCCUCAUCGGUCCCGCGUGAAUCUUUCACCGCGAACCGCGCGAGCAGCCAAUCCUGCCGCCAUCUCAGCUAGCGAAACCGUGAACAAAAGCCGAAUCGUCUCCCCCCGUGAAUCGUCAUUCUCAUUCAGCCGCAGAGCUCGCGCAUUCAGAUCAUAUUUCAUCCAGCACCUCGACGACUACCCAUUCCUCUCAUCUUUCUCCAACCGCACUUUGGCCGAACCGCAUUCACAUCCCCUCAAUCAUUCCCUCCCAACCGACCAGCAUACGAUCGCACCUCAGAUCGAUGAGCUCGAGCAUCCCUUGACCAUUCGCGAAAUUUACCAGCAGGCCAGUCGCUAUGCCAUUGAUUUUGGAAAAUUAGCCUCGGCUCGCGGAUCCGAGUACGCUCGAUCAAUAUUCUCCACGGCAGAAACGCCGUCAACGUCAAUACCCCAUCCGACGGAUGUGGAGUUGGACUCGGGGUCAGACUCGGGGUUAGAUACCCCAGAGCAACCAGAGCAACUCCAGAAAGUCGGAGCGGAAGACUCCUCCGAUGCUGCCGCCGGUCGGCACUCGCAGGAGCUUCAGGGUAGUUGUAUGGCGGUUGUCAUUGGCCUCGUGGCGGGAAUCAUGUGGUUCUAG